AUGGGGGCUAUGGGGAGCAAACAGCUUGCGGAGCGGAUAAUCAUCGCUUGUGGUCAGGUUAAUGGAGAUGAGCGUAUAGAUGGAGUUCUACUUCAGGAUGAGAAUUUUAAAGAACAGCUUGCAGGUCUUGAAAUUCCAGCGCCUCUACGGCAGCUUAUUAGCAGUCAGGCAGGGAGAAAGCGCCAUGAAUAUGGUGAAGAGAAAAUCAUACAACACCGGGCUUUUCAGACCUUGUGGGCAGCGCCCGCACCUAAGCUUCACCCGGCCGUCGGACGUGCUCUUUACAAUGGACAUAACGAUCCAUCAUCACUCUUUCGAGGUGUCUCAAAGAAUCUCUGUCGAGAGAGCUCACCCGCUGACUACCUCAACUACCUGUAUGAACUUGACCAAAGUCGUCAAGUUAACGGAGUUCGAUGGCGUCUGUCUUUGAUUCCCAUAUUGGAGCUGUUUAAUAAGUUCGGCAAUCCGCAUGCAAACACUGAGACCUACGACCACCUUUUUAGGCUUAUCAGCGAAUCCAGCCUUCGUUUUCAACAUAGAGACAAAAUUCGCAAGUGUCUACCGGGAUGGGUAUCGAAAUCUAAGAGGUAUAACACAUUGGUAGAGGAACUAGGGAUAGGCAGCCUUUGCGUCCUUCCUGACAUCGGCGAUUCUCUUUGGGAAACUCACCUGCCGAUGGAAGGACCUGUGCAUGCCGCUUGUACGGCAUUAUUGUUGGAUCGUGGUAUUAAGCAGGCCGCAUCUGCGACAGUGGACGAUAGAGGUAGUAUCACAGUCGGUACCGCUACGGAGACAGUUAUAGGAUAUUUGCGCAGCCUUCUUGAUAAGAUCCCAUUCCUCUAUCAGGGGCUGCAGUUCGGUUCUCCUGUAAGACAAGGGGAAGUACGUCGGCGCAGGAAGCGUAGCGAAUUUGGCCCAAACGAAACUUUCAGGAGACGGGCUUCUUUCCAAGCAUGUGCAAAUGAGCAGACUACACGGCCACGACAGGAUAAGACUACGCAACAAACUCAGAAACGCCGCCGUCUACAUGCUAUAUUGAGCAACCAGCAGAGCGCAAGGAGCCAAGAUGGGUUGAUACAUCGUUCCCACGACGUGCAAAGUUGGACGGAGGGCGGACAUGGAAGCGACCUAGCCAAUAUCUACCCAGAGGUAUUAACAAAUAGAAAUCCAGAUGAUUUCGCGCGAGCUCCAAGCGAACAAGCUACUACCGCCAAUCAACCAGUUAAUCAGGAAGUACAGCAACCUCAAAGUCAUGCGAUGGAUCAGGAGAUCGAGAAUUCAACCCAAAACCUGGAUUUGCUUGCUAGAGCCGCCGCAGACAGUAACGCUCCCACAAACUCCGAAAUCUCUUCGGGCUUUACUGAGGAAGUAGCGGCUACUCCGUCGGAAUGGACGUCAAUGGGACCUGAGGUAGUAACCGACGGAGAGCUGGAGGCGAACAGCCUGUCAGGUUUACAGUUGCAACACUUCCAAUCGUUAUCUGCACACCCCAACGGGCAGAAUUCAGGCUAUAUAACGCACGGGAAUGUUCCAGGUGAGAUGGACAAAGGCCGUACCGCGUUGGCCGGUAGCCUUCCCUUUGAAGACAGAAACCACUCCAAGCCUGGACAUUGA
Messenger RNA from Trichophyton rubrum CBS 118892, 1614 nucleotides. RefSeq lists its product as uncharacterized. The coding region runs from base 1 to 1614 and encodes 537 amino acids. The record is from RefSeq and is a predicted model, not a curated record. The transcript is spliced from 5 exons. NCBI's taxonomy places the organism in Eukaryota, Fungi, Ascomycota, Eurotiomycetes, Onygenales, Arthrodermataceae.